AUGCACGCCCCUACCAAGUUCGCCCUCGGGCUUCUCGCGGCCGCCGCCGUGGCUACUGCCUCCGAUGUUAUCCAGUUGAAGAAGGACACCUUCGACGACUUUGUCAAGACCAACGACAUUGUUCUUGCUGAGUUCUUCGCCCCUUGGUGCGGUCACUGCAAGGCCCUUGCCCCCGAGUACGAGGAGGCUGCCACCACCCUCAAGGAGAAGAACAUCAAGCUCGCCAAGAUCGACUGCACUGAGGAGUCCGAGUUGUGCCAGCAGCAUGGCGUUGAGGGUUACCCUACCCUCAAGGUCUUCCGUGGCCUCGACACCGUCUCCCCCUACAAGGGUCAGCGCAAGGCCGGUGCCAUCACCUCCUACAUGAUCAAGCAGUCCCUUCCCUCUGUCUCUGUCCUCACCAAGGACAACAUUGAGGAGUUCAAGAAGGCCGACAAGGUCGUCAUUGUCGCCUACUUCGAUGCCACCGACAAGGCCGCCAACGAGACCUUCUCCAAGGUCGCCGAUAAGCUCCGCGACGAGUACCCCUUUGGUGCCAGCAGCGAUGUCGCUCUCGCCGAGGCUGAGGGUGUCACCGCCCCUGCCAUCGUUCUCUACAAGGACUUCGACGAGGGCAAGGCCGUCUUCACUGAGAAGUUCGACGCCGAGGCCAUCGAGAAGUUCGCCAAGACCGCCUCCACCCCCCUCAUCGGUGAGGUUGGCCCUGAUACCUAUGCUGGAUACAUGUCCGCUGGCAUUCCCCUCGCCUACAUCUUCGCCGAGACCCCCGAGGAGCGCAAGGAGCUUAGCGAGGCCCUCAAGCCCAUUGCUGAGUCCCAGCGUGGUGUUAUCAACUUCGCUACCAUUGACGCCAAGGCUUUCGGUGCUCACGCCGGCAACUUGAACCUCAAGACCGACAAGUUCCCUGCUUUCGCCAUCCAGGAGACUACCAAGAACCAGAAGUUCCCCUUCGACCAGGAGAAGGAGAUUACCGUCGAGUCCAUCCAGAAGUUCGUUGACGACUUCGUUGGCGGCAAGGUCGAGCCUUCCAUCAAGUCUGAGCCCAUCCCCGAGACCCAGGAGGGCCCCGUCACCGUCGUCGUCGCCAAGAGCUACAACGACAUUGUCCUUGACGACACCAAGGAUGUCCUCAUUGAGUUCUACGCUCCCUGGUGCGGUCACUGCAAGGCUCUCGCUCCCAAGUACGAUGAGCUUGCUACCCUCUAUGCCAACUCCGAGUUCAAGGACAAGGUUGUCAUCGCCAAGGUUGAUGCUACCCUCAACGACGUUCCCGAUGAGAUCCAGGGCUUCCCCACCAUCAAGCUUUACGCUGCUGGUGCCAAGGACAAGCCCGUUGAGUACUCUGGCUCCCGCACCGUUGAGGACCUGAUCAAGUUCAUCUCCGAGAACGGCAAGUACAAGGCUGCUCCCUCGGAUGAGGCCGAGGAGUCCGUUGCCGCUUCCGCCGAGUCUGGUUCCUCCACCGAGACUGGCACCGUUGAGGAGCCCGCCAAGGAGACCAGCCACGACGAGCUCUAA
Molecule: messenger RNA, 1518 nt
Organism: Sordaria macrospora k-hell
Lineage: Eukaryota; Fungi; Ascomycota; Sordariomycetes; Sordariales; Sordariaceae
Biological process (GO): protein folding; response to endoplasmic reticulum stress
Cellular component (GO): endoplasmic reticulum
Molecular function (GO): protein disulfide isomerase activity
Source: RefSeq, a predicted model, not a curated record